AUGCCGAUUCGACAACGCGAGAAAAGCAUCGAAGAAUUUUCUAAAGACCCGGAAAUCCGCAUUUUGGUAUGCUCUCUCCGAACAGCGGGUACUGGGCUUGACCUUACAGCUGCAAAUAAAUGCAUUUUCGUUGACCUCUGGUGGAAUGAAGCCAUCGAGCAACAAGCAUUCUUCAGACUUUUUCGUAUUAACCAAAAGCGGAAGGUCGAGUUUGUUAGGGUUGUAGUACGAAAUAGCAUCGAUGACCGUUUGCAACUUUUACAAGAGGAUAAAUCGAACAAUAUUGAUGGGGUGCUGGGCUCUGAAGUCCUUAGUUCACGAGACUCCCUUACGGGUCUCUGUACUGUUCUUGGUGUUGAACAGGAUGACAGCACGGAAACCGGGUAUAGAUUUAUUUCAGAUGAGGAGGCCGAGCGGAGCAAAGAUCCUGGACAUGCUGAAGCCGAUAAAUGCGAAAGCUCGGCCAGCAACACUGGUUCCAGGGAUUCUCAUAUUACUCCUCUGGGUGCUUUGGGGAUCGAAGAAGGCGCUGUUCCCGUUAUUGCCGAGGUUGAGGGCUCUGCCCAAGCUGCCCAUGAGCGAGUUUUCUAUCUUCCCAAGUGCUUUGAAGGUGCCAUAUCUGCCGAAACAACGAUGGUACUGGCGUUCCCGACAUUUUAG
Messenger RNA from Histoplasma mississippiense, 660 nucleotides. RefSeq lists its product with no specific name. The transcript has 4 exons. The record is from RefSeq and is a predicted model, not a curated record. Lineage: Eukaryota; Fungi; Ascomycota; Eurotiomycetes; Onygenales; Ajellomycetaceae. Bases 1 to 660 code for a protein of 219 amino acids.